AUGGCCAACCAGGCCCAGGGAGAGCUCCUGCCUAAUCACCCGGCGCACGCCGAUGUCCAAGCACAAGCAGGCCACCACCGCGACCACCAGCAGUACCGCCUCCUCGACGCCGCACGCGCGCUGAUGCUGUUAGGAGCAGCAGCCGCCGUCUCUACCAUGUGCAACAACCCAGACGCUGACGCCGCGCAGGUCUUCCUCGGUUUCGUCACCUGGCUGCUCGGCGUGUGCCUCCUUUGGUUGGUGCCAUUACUGGCAAGUCGGUUCCCAGAAACUGAUCGUUUGGUCGGCGCUGCCAUCGCCAAUGCCGGCGCCGUCCUCAGUCGCUUCUUCAUCCCAUGGAACUAG
Molecule: messenger RNA, 345 nt
Organism: Miscanthus lutarioriparius
Lineage: Eukaryota; Viridiplantae; Streptophyta; Magnoliopsida; Poales; Poaceae
Source: the annotation of a GenBank genome assembly